This is a messenger RNA of Cylicocyclus nassatus, 429 nucleotides long. Lineage: Eukaryota; Metazoa; Nematoda; Chromadorea; Rhabditida; Strongylidae. The record is from the annotation of a GenBank genome assembly.
AUGCGAUGGACUCGAUCGCACGAUCGAGCGGUAGUGGUGUUCAUAUUCUGUUCCUGCUGCAUGUCUCUGAACGUGUUGUUCUCGAAAAUUCGGCGUAUACUCGAGAUCAAAGAACUGGAGCGGACAUCUGAGCGAGAGGCCGAGAUUGUAUCACUCAUCUACUACAAUUCGACCGUUGCAGGUGGUGAAUCCUCGCUGUACCUGCUAAUUCAGUCGGAAGAUGGGCGAUUUCCUGGUGAUACUCUUUGUGAAAGUCGGAACGGCACUGCGCACAUCACAAACAAGCUCAGCACAGUUCCAUUGGGCUCAUCGAAUGUUCUCGUUGGAAAGUGUGAAACCACUGCCGAACCACUCGAUGUCUCUGUGCACAUUGAUGAUUUCAGAGUUACGGUAAGCAUAGUACUUGUUUGUGAUACUCUCGCUACUUGA